AUGUCUUGCCCAAUUUCAUCCUGUAAAAUUACGAAAAUUGAUGAAUCAAUGAUCUCUUGCUGGCUCUGCUUGGAAUCAUUUCAUGCUAAAUGUGCUGUAUUGGCCACACGUACUGUGGACAAUCUUCGUGAAGAUAAAGAAUUUAAUUUGAUAGCUGAGCGUUUUAAAAAAUUUAAAGAUUUACUCGAUGAAUCUUCAAGUCUUGAAGAUUCUCUCCGUUCUCCAAAUGAUAAUUCACGUAAAAGGAAGAAGUUAAAGACAAACAAAACAACUGAUCAAGCACCUUUGAGUAUUAAUACUGGAAAUACUGGUACUGGAAAUAAUUCAACUUUGCCAAUUCCGAAUACUGAUUCUGAUGUGACUCAAGCAGAAAAUUCAAAUUUUAGGAAAACUGAACUGAUUACUGAUACUCAAGUUGGAAAUUCUAAUUUAAACAAUGCGACAACUGCAUCGCUUAAUUCUCCAAGGCCUUUGAGGGUUAUACCUCCUAUGAAAACUGUUUUUGCUGCUCGUUUUGCUGCAGUCACAUCUGAAGACGAUAUGAGAUAUUAUAUAAAGUCCAAGCUGAACUUAGAUGUGAAUUUAAAAAUAUUUAAGUUUCAGUACAGAGACACACGCAACACGGCAUCAUUUCGAAUUAUGGUACCUGACUCUGUUUUUGAAACCGUGGUUAGUCCUGACUUUUGGCCACCGAGGGCUUUAGUACAGGAAUAUAUAUACAAAGAAAGGAUUCGUACAAAUAUUGCGCAUUUGCCUACACGUUCUGAAGAUUUACCAAAAAACUAA
This is a messenger RNA of Stomoxys calcitrans (stable fly), 786 nucleotides long. RefSeq lists its product as uncharacterized. The record is from RefSeq and is a predicted model, not a curated record. Bases 1 to 786 code for a protein of 261 amino acids. The transcript is spliced from 3 exons. Lineage: Eukaryota; Metazoa; Arthropoda; Insecta; Diptera; Muscidae.